This is a messenger RNA of Coregonus sp. 'balchen', 1102 nucleotides long. Lineage: Eukaryota; Metazoa; Chordata; Actinopteri; Salmoniformes; Salmonidae. The record is from the annotation of a GenBank genome assembly.
AUGAAGCUGAUCUCCAAAGUUGCCAUGUCCAGUGAAUCUGAGUAAGUAUUUACACUCGUUAUAUAAAUGACCCUUUAUAAUGUCUUGUAAAGUUGUUACAUAUGGCUAAUACGUUUUUGUUAUUUUCCCUUUUUCAAGUAGUGAGACUGCAGGCCCCUCCUCCGCAAGCACAAGUUAUGGAAGAGGAACAUUGUCCAGCAGCCAAAAGUUGGAUGAGGCACAGGCCUUGAACGUCUUCUACCAAAACUUCCCUGUCACAAUUGAUGGACAAUCAAUCAAGAAGAAGGACAGACUACUGAUUGCAGGAAGGCAUGAGAGAUACUGUUAUGACAAGUGGAGAAACCAGCAAAAGAAAAUGAGACGGAAUUAUGUGAUCGGUAAGAUGCAGCUAAAUUACAAUAGACUGAAUACAAUUUUAACAUAUUAGGUAUUACGAGAAUGUACUUUAUUUAGUCACAUAACUAUGACUGUAAGUAGUCCUGGAUAAGGGCUUCUGCUAUUGAAUAAAUGAAAUUAAUAAUAACACAUUUAUUUUUGUCUUUGCAUUGUUACAGCUCACUUCCCCAGAAAAGAACCCACUGCCAGAAAAGUAGAGAUAUACAUUAAACGGCAGAACUGGGAGAAGAACAAAGUGAAGGUGGAGGAUGUCCUUCGUUACUGGCAACCUUCAAGCAACACUGACACAAAAAAAGACAUCAACGCAAUUAUGAAGCUGGUGAAGUCCCAGAAGUGGAAAGGACUGUACAUUUCCAGUGACCCUGUCAAAGGAAGAAAGGUCAUGACAACACAGAAAUUUGCUAAAGGGGAAGUCGUCUGUGACUACCACGGUCUCCCACUCUCAGGGAAGCAGGGGAAAGAACUUUUGGCAGCAACAGAUGAAGACGAGAUGGGGUACCUAUAUUUCUACAAGGAUGUAUCAGGGAAAACGUGCUGCAUAGAUGCCAAGACUGUGCCCUGCCCUUGCCACCCAGAGAAGGACACAAUUGGACGGAGGAUCAACCACUCCAGAAAGAGAAGCAACAUAAAGGGUCAGCUUCAGCAACUUGAAGAGGAUGGCAACGUGUGGAACGUCAUCCUUUUCAUUGAAAUCACCAAUAACUGA